Pseudovirgaria hyperparasitica is the source of this 756-nucleotide messenger RNA. RefSeq lists its product as uncharacterized. Bases 1 to 756 code for a protein of 251 amino acids. The transcript has 3 exons. The record is from RefSeq and is a predicted model, not a curated record. NCBI's taxonomy places the organism in Eukaryota, Fungi, Ascomycota, Dothideomycetes, Acrospermales, Acrospermaceae.
AUGCCUUCGCAGCCUCGCACAAGAUACAGGAAUUGCAUCCACACUGGAAAGAAUGUUACAGGCCCAAUCUACCUGCCUCUCCGAUCUGACAAGUCGAAUAUCUAUCAAUGCCAUCUCUUCAGUGUGAACCUUCGGCUCAGUAGAGCAACGAGGAUCCACAAUCCAAAAAUGAAAAGUUCCAAUAUCAUCAGUCUCCCGGACUCAUCAUCGAGUGACUUGAGCAAUCGCUCAAUGAAUGAUCCUAAUGUCAGUCAAUGUAGCCUGUAUGAUGUGCUGAGGAGAGUUGCUCUUCACGUUGAGUGUCCACAAGGAAACUACCAAAAGCAGUACAUUCUACGUGGACACAAGAUAUAUGAGAUUACAACACCAUCAGUCAGCUAUCUAUCGAGCUUCGAGCAAGAGCAGUGGAAAGUUGUGGUAAGCAACUUUUCGACCCUUUCACCGUUUGAACCUAAGUACUCUCAUGACGAUGAGAUCCUACCGUUUACAAGUGCAAGGCCGACUCACUUCAGCGGAUCAAGUGAUGUCCUCCGGGCUGUCAUAUGUCUGAGAACUCAGAACUUUGAAGUUCAUUAUGGAGUCAAAGAUGAAACUGGUGACGACAUCUUUGCAGUCAAACGUCUACUCAAAGACACAAAAAAUACUCACAGGUCCAAGAGUGCCUUUGAGUUUGAGUUGGGCAUCUUGAAGAGGUUCAGUCAGGCAAGGCCUUCCCACGAUCACAUUGUAACAUUUCUUGGAAUUUUCGAGUAUUGA